AUGUGGUUGAGAAAGUCAUGUCUACGGGUGAACUUGAGCUUGGGGGAUGUAGAGGGCAGUGAGAAGGGUGGAAAUCUGGCGGAUGCAGAGGGCAGUGAGAAGGGUGGAAAUUCGGCGGAGCGGUGGAGAAGAGUGGAAGUUUCGCGGAAACUGGUGGAUUUGCGACUGCGGCUACGAUACAAUACUACGACGAGGGCGAAGACGACCGUUUACAACAAGACUUUCGAGAAUCACGUACCACAUGAUACGUGGACUUCCGGAGCUGGAUUACGGCCGGGAGAGCAGAAGCUGUCAACCUUUCGGAACUACCCUACCCCACGUGACGAGAAGGAGUUCAAUCGGUUCAUCGGGGGUUUGGUGUUUGCGAGAGCGGUUAUACGUGAGGUGACUGUCGAGGGCGAUCAUGUGAGUGGUGAGGAUGUUGAGGAUGUUGAGAAGAGCGAGGAUGUUGAGAAGAGCGAGGAUGCUGAGAAGAGCGGGGACGAGGAUGGGAUUGGGAAGGACGAGGAUGGGCCCGCUGCUGCGGUUCAGAACCGCGAGGGGCCGGAUCAGAUCCAGGAAGCUUUCGGAGAAGCACUGGAUUUCCCGACGGAAUGGAGGCCCAUUUCCAGCUUGCGGGACAUCGAUACGCCACAGGGAGACAUCCCACAAUAG
This is a messenger RNA of Tricharina praecox, 654 nucleotides long. RefSeq lists its product as uncharacterized. NCBI's taxonomy places the organism in Eukaryota, Fungi, Ascomycota, Pezizomycetes, Pezizales, Pyronemataceae. The transcript has 4 exons. Bases 1 to 654 code for a protein of 217 amino acids. The record is from RefSeq and is a predicted model, not a curated record.